AUGAAUUCCGUAACGACGCCAUCCUCGAACCAGCCUAGCAUCGCUCAACAAGAGAACGGAGAGCACAACCACCAUCACGAACAUCACAACUGCUGCAAUCAUCACCAAGAUGUCGUCGACGUUUCACCAACAGUUGUUGAACAAUCCAUUGUUAAUGGAAAACCAAUUCUAGUCAAUUAUGCUGAAAAAUAUGUCAAGCAUGUUGACUGUGAAUGCUGUGCUGAUGCUGGCUUUGAAGGUCCAGAGAAGAGAUUGGAAGUUGACUUCCGUCCCAAGAAGAGUGAUUUACCAGCCUAUCAAGAAUACUUGUCUCACCACAAUGAUGCUAAUAGUAGUGAAGAAGAAGAAACUGCUAAUCCAAAUUAUUACAACUUGAUGAAUAUUAGCGAUGAGACAUGGCAAUCUAUGCUUGAUCUGGCUUGUUGUAGAAUCCUUUCAAAGAAGGAGAACGAACACUUUUCUUGCUAUGUCUUGAGUGAAUCUAGUUUGUUUGUGUUCAGAAGAAAGAUUGUCAUCAAGACAUGUGGUACCACAACCUUGUUAGGAAUUUUAAAGAGAAUGAAAGAAAUUGCAGAUUCUCAAGGUUUAGAGGCUGAGCUUGUUAUUUAUAGUAGAAAGAACUUUGUUUUCCCUCACAGACAACCACACCCACACUCAUCAUUUGAAGAAGAAUUGAGAUAUUUGACUGAGGAAUAUCCUGGUGGUGAGGGCCACGUUGUUGGUUCGGUUUUGAGUGACCAUUGGUAUCUCUACAUUUGCGACAUGCAAGGUGUUGAUGACCAAAUUAGAAAGGAUCCAGACCAAACUUUGGAAGUUUUAAUGCACGAUUUGGAUCCUGAGGUAAUGAAGCAAUUCAUGGAAGCUUCUAGAAAAGAUAGACCAACUGGAAUGACCAUUGAACAACAAUCAGGCAUUGACAAGUUGUUGCCUGGAUCAGAGAUUGACUCUUUUGAGUUUGACCCAUGCGGAUACAGUAUGAACGGAUUAUUGGGCAAAUGUUACUGGACUAUCCAUAUUACUCCAGAAGAUCAUUGUUCAUUUGUCAGCUUUGAGACUAACGUUAAGAGCUCUAAAGUUCAAUACUAUUCUGAACUCAUUGAAAGAGUUGUUCAUACUUUCCGUCCUGGACGUUUCACUGUCACGCUUUUUGCUGAUGACCACUGGGACAUUAGACACGAAGAUCAUACUCUUCACAGAACUCCAAGCACAGAUGACCACACCACCUUAUUAGACAAGGAGUCAUUCCAAAUCCACAACUCAAACUUGUUAAAGACUUAUAACGCAUUUACCAACUUGGCAUUGGGAGAUGAAUACAAAUUGAAGAGCAAGACAUUCUACGAAUUUACUGGAGGUUACAACUUGACCUUUACCAACUUUGCCAAAAUUGUCAACAAUUAA
Naegleria fowleri is the source of this 1398-nucleotide messenger RNA. RefSeq lists its product as uncharacterized. Gene Ontology annotation, biological process: spermidine biosynthetic process; spermine biosynthetic process. The record is from RefSeq and is a predicted model, not a curated record. The transcript is spliced from 2 exons. NCBI's taxonomy places the organism in Eukaryota, Heterolobosea, Eutetramitea, Acrasida, Naegleriidae. Gene Ontology annotation, molecular function: adenosylmethionine decarboxylase activity. Gene Ontology annotation, cellular component: cytosol. The coding region runs from base 1 to 1398 and encodes 465 amino acids.